Molecule: messenger RNA, 2487 nt
Organism: Aspergillus tubingensis
Lineage: Eukaryota; Fungi; Ascomycota; Eurotiomycetes; Eurotiales; Aspergillaceae
Product: mitochondrial fusion and transport protein Ugo1
Exons: 2
Coding region: 1-2487 (828 amino acids)
Source: RefSeq, a predicted model, not a curated record
AUGUAUGCCGAGCCGUAUCGGCCGACCACCGUUGACUCCAAUUUGCAUGGUGGCAUCUCGCGCUCCAACAGCGACGCCUCCGAUAGCGUUGGAUCUAUACAAGCAAAUCAGCGCGCGCGGUAUGGUCGGCGCCCGAUUUCGGACAAGGCUCGGUGCAUGGUACACUCGCUUCGAACUACACUGGUGGCCCAGAUGGCCCAAGCAAGAGAUCGAUUGCGUUGGCAACGACUCCAAUCGGAAUCCAGCAGUCGCGGGCUCGGCGACCAUUUUCUGGCAUUGCUGAAGAAUAUCGGCAUCACAUCUUUCUACAAUACCUGCUGCAAGCUGCGCGACAUUGAGGUAACAGAAAAGCCGAAGGUCUUCAUGGACAGGAGUAAGACACUUGCAUCCAUCCGCUGUGUUCUGCAUGUAGUUCCUGUCAGUGCUGCAUUUGCACUCAUCAUGCUUAACUCCACUGGUUACUAUAUCGGGGGCGAAUUAUCUGGUGCUUCUGGACAGGAUGCAGAAAAGCUGGCUGCGCUGACAUUCGCAGCUAAGCUUCAUGAACUUCUCAUGCUAGCUUCGCUUGGCUCCAUACUAAUUACUUACAUCCGCAGAGAACUUGCCUUUGGGGAAGGCCUUCCGUUUGGCGCCAUUUUCACCUCUCUGCAGUUUCAAGACAUCAGUUUCCUCUGGUCUCUCAGCAUGUGGGGCUCAGUCAACCAUGACUGGCAACGAAGAACCACCAAGUGGUUCAUCCUCUGCCUGAUGGUCACAUGCACCCUGCUGGGACUAACAGUUGGACCGUCCACAAGUAAUUUGAUGAAGCCACGUCUGGAUGACUGGCCCGCGGGUGGCACGCCAUUCUGGGUCAACGCCACCGACAGCGUACUCUUUCCUAGUAAAAUGGAGAACUCGUCAGCACUAUCGCACUGUGCUUUUGAUAACAGUGACCUCGCCUGCCCGGCUGGUAAUUGGCAGAUCCUCAACCAAGACUAUUACUCGUUCUUUCCGAAGCUCGUCAACGCGGGCAGUGUCCCCCAAAAUCUUACCAUCUCCGGCCAAGCCUCCAUCCGCAGCUUUGGAAUGAGGUCUCGCAAUCUGUUCGGUACUCAUGAGAUGAUGUGGGGGAAUGCAUACACCAUUGCAACUACCCCACUCUCUGUCGUCGCGGAUAGCGUUGCAGAAUUAGGCAGGCUAUGGUCGUACGCUGCCGCCAACAUCGAUGUCGGACGAUUCAAGUUCAGGAACGAUGCGCUCUUCAUGACCAACGCCUUGCAGCCAAUGGUACUCACAUUUUGUGGUCAAACGUUCUACGACUACUCCGGCAAUAUCACUCUGUCCUUUCCUGCAUUGGGCACUGCGUCUCUCUCCUCAGGCCCGGGCACGGCUGACUUGAGUCAGGCCACGAUCGACUUAUACAGUGGAUUUUCCAACAAGACAAUCGAGGAUAAGGUAGAAUCUUCCCUCCUACAAGGUGCUUCCCCUUCCGUGCUCUGGAUCGACGAUCCUCUUCUGCUGCAACCUAUCGAUGCCACACUUGCUGCUAUACUCAUGCUGCCUACCACAGACAGCACCAACCCACAAUACUUCACUUGCAGCGUCGAUAGCAGGUUCACCAACGUCACUCUAGUGUCCACGCGAAACCACAUCAAGAUUGUCACUGGUCAGCCUGCGGAAAUGGACAAAAAUGGGACAUUUCAUUCUGAUUGGCCACGAGUUGCACUUACCGCGGACUGGGCGAGGUACCUGACGCCAGAAAUUCCCGGUACGAACGAAACGAUUCUAUCGCCUAUCACCUCGAUGGCUGGCAUCUUCAACAGUUCAACUCCGUCACCCUCCUACUACUACGAUAUCAUAGUGGAAAAUAUCCUAGCUACCCUUAUCACCAACGGCAUCGGCCGGUCAGCGUACAACCAUAGUAUUAUCAUGGACUUGAAAGGUGCUAACAAUCCAAAUAAUCUUUGGGAUGGCGGCGACUGGAUCUACGACAUCAUUCCCCAGGGCGGGAACAUGGGCACAGGGCGCAACGCAUUCAACGUGUCUGCCGCCGUGCGCAACCGAUCCACCCAAUUGGUAAUGGAAGCUUAUGUGAACGGCUACGCAUACAGCGCAGACGGGAUCACGUCCAUACUCGAAAUGAUCGUACUCGUCAUCUAUAUCGCCGUGGCCAUUGCCCACGUCUGCUAUUCUAUCUACAGCGGGCUCUCCUCGAGCAGUUGGGGCUCUGCGCCAGAGAUCGCAGCGCUUGCAUGGAACUCUGCUCCAACAGAAAAGAUGGCUCAUACGGGAGCCGGUAUCUCGACGAUUGAUGUGUACAAGCACAAUAUACGAGUGAUGCAACGCGACAAUAAAUUGGAGAUUGUGACUCGGGAUCAUGAUGGGAGCGAGAAGGGAGGGCCGCUAUCUCAGGAAGAAGCAGGUUCAGAGGGUGUGCGUACAAACUUGGAUUUGGAUCAAAGCCAUGGGGAAAUGGGACCUAUAGAAGAGAAUCAUGCGUAUUCUUAG